AUGCCUGCACUUUCUGUCACAGAUGCGGCUGAGACAAUAGCGAAUACUGUUCUUUUUUCGCGUCAAGCGAAUGACACUGGUGAUGCGUUGCAGGUUAUUUGCGCAUGGCCGGUUUCUGGUCAAUAUGGAACAGGUACCCGAGUUCUAUACUAUGUUCUCAUCGCUGCAUGCCUCGUCGCGAGGAGAGAGGAAUGGCUCGUGAAUCCUUGUUUGGCCGCUGCGUUGGUGCUGCCAGCUGUUGCCGCUAUUCACGGCAUAGUUUUAACAGCAAUGCACAAUCCUGAUGCGGUCGACAUGGAUAUUUUUGGUGCUUUUCAGCUUUGUGCUAUUGGUAUUUUGGCAGCGCCGGUGACAGUUAUGCUGUCAAAGACGUACUUUAAUGACCCCGGUAGGAAUACCAUUUUUCUGUGGACAUUUCUGUUAUUGAUCGGACUUUUGAGUAUGACAAUCGAGUUUUAUCGAAUCGAGACUCAUUCCUGUACAAUCGAUGCUUCGGGCAAUCCAGUAUCACCAAACGCGUCCAAGUUUCACUACGUCGAAGGAAACAACUGUAACCUGACCUGUUCAACUCAAGACGGACCAUCAUCCCCAAUGCGAGGCGGAUCCGCAAACAAUAUCUAUGUCAUACCCGCACCCCAUACCCUUACAUUCGGUACCGCUACUUUACUCGCUGCAGCAUGUUGCGUUCACGCUGUUCUAUGCCUUAUUUCUAUGUGGGAUAGAGUACUCGAGAUUAACUGGCGCCGAAGGUUUGGAAAACAGAGCGAUGAUGCGGCAAGUGAGGAUGAUGAAAGCGCUAACCAAGGUGUUAUGAAGAAAGUCAAUGAUACCAUUGGCUUUUUCCUUCGUAUCCUAGCAAUUCCCGUUUUUGGUGGCGCUGGCUUGGCUAUACUUAUCGUGGGCGAGAUUAACUUUUUCAGCUCUCAGGUUAACUACCAGACUGAGCCGAUGGCCAAUAUCGGCCAAUGGGCACCAAUUACAGGUACCGCCAUGGCCAUGAUCGGAUCGCUUUAUCUCCUUCUAGCAAGACACGCCGAUCAAGCAGGCGAUCCAUACCCAUCGCAUCAUUGCAACUGUUCUCAUUGUCACGUCAACGAGCAAACGAGCCAAAUUUCUCACCAAGAGAGCAUUUCUUCACUGAAUAGUCAUAAUAUUACAUUAACUGUCACAAACAUCGAUACGCGUACAAAUAACCAAUUAUCUCCGCACCACGACCCAACCCAACCACGCUCUUCAACAUCUUCACGGCUUCGAGACCCGUCAGUAUUCCAAGACCACAACCAACCACCUCGAAACCCCUACAGACAGAAAAUAGAGAAUGCAUUUUUCAGAUUCGGCGAGAUGAUUGGUACACCAGCACAUGAUUUCAUCACCGAGCCCAAAGUCAAAAGACCAGAUCGUGUUGAUCUACCGAUGAUACCAGGGGAACAGUUUCGAAAUGAGCGUGUAUCAGCGGUUGAGAUUGAGAGAGACCAGCAUCAGGAUGAUGAGAUGAGUCCUAUUAGAUCAAGGCCUGGAAGCUUUAUAGGCAGCGACACGUCUGUGCAAGGUGUUGGAAGAUCUACGUCAAUGCCUGUAUCACCACCACCACUUGCUGUGACGAGACCGAGGUCGAGUACAGGGCCUAGACCGAGACCUGCUUCUCUGUAUCACUAG
This is a messenger RNA of Fusarium redolens, 1656 nucleotides long. RefSeq lists its product as uncharacterized. The coding region runs from base 1 to 1656 and encodes 551 amino acids. The transcript is spliced from 5 exons. The record is from RefSeq and is a predicted model, not a curated record. Lineage: Eukaryota; Fungi; Ascomycota; Sordariomycetes; Hypocreales; Nectriaceae.